AUGUUGUCAUUUAUAUGCCGCCGCUCCUUCGGACUGACCUCCCUCUAUUGGGGAGCUAAGAUCCGACGUCACAAAGGGUAUCUGCACUCGAUGGGCAUCGUACACCGCGACGUGAAACCGUCGAACAUCCUCGCGAACACGUGCGGCUCAGUGAAGCUAGCGGACUUCGGCACCGCCUUGCCGCUCGCAGAGAAGACCAACGAUGUCAUGGGCACGUUUCGUUACAUGCCACCGGAGAACGCGCCGCGUGAGAAGGGCGACGUUUGGGCGGCGGGGUUGGUAGUGGCAGAGCUCUUCGCGCACGACGUGCCGUUCAAGUCGUGCGGUACUCACGUCGAGAUGGCGCAGCUUCUGGAUGAGAGCGACAACGACACUCUGAUCACACACGUGCUUCCCAAAAGGAGCCCGGUGCCAGAGUCCAUCACACGCUUGGUGAAUUCGCGAACUUAUAGGUCUUGUUGCUAG
Ectocarpus siliculosus is the source of this 465-nucleotide messenger RNA. NCBI's taxonomy places the organism in Eukaryota, Phaeophyceae, Ectocarpales, Ectocarpaceae. The record is from the annotation of a GenBank genome assembly.